AUAAAUAAUUCUCAUCUAUAUUUAGGUUUAUUAAAAAGUCUAACAUUACAACUUGUUUAAAAACCUUACAUGGAGUGUCGUUAACGAACUGUGUGACAUUAACUUGACACUUGACAGUGACAAGACACUAUUUCUUUAAUAGAAACUAAGAAUGUGUCGGAUUGUGUUGAUAUAUUAGGGCAAUAUUUAUUAAGCCUUCGAAAUAAAUAUCAUAGUUAAAUGUAGGUCAUACGUUUUAAAUGCUCUCAAGUUGUUAUAGUCCUCUGAUCUAGUUUCUGGAGAUGGAUGAAGCGUCCAUGAAUCGUUAUGAAAAACAGCUAUAUACCGUGUUUAAAACUUUCGACGUAGAUAACGAGGAAGCCCUAGACAGGUCAGCCGUUCAUGAACUCUGCGACGCAUUGCAGCUAGAAGACCGCGGGGCAGCCCUCGUAAACACGCUGUUUGAGCGUCGCUCUGACCGCGUUACCUUCACGCAGUUCCGCAACGGGUUGCUGGCCGUGCUGGGUGGAGCAGCGGCUGACGGCACGCGCUCUGCUCCGGUGCCUCCCGCCCCUCCGGACCCGCCGCCGCUGCCAGACCCGCCGCCGCUCCAUAGUGACGAUGAUUCCUCUGGUCGUGAGGUGGCACCCAAGUUUGUUUUUGGUUCGAAGAAAUACGGUCGCCGGUCAAGACCAGUUCGCCCAGGUCCAACUGUUGAUGAGUCUGCGAGCCCGCGCUCUUCAUCUGCUUCAAGGCUCGAUACGGAGGAUAAACGAGUCCGGCAACGAAUGAGGUGUAGACGAAGUGCCUCUGCCAUGGAGAGUCGUGACGAAAACACUGCUUUUGUUGUUAGUCAAAGCGAUCCUUCUUCUACUGAUACUUUUGAACACGACAGUCGCAUUGACAGAGAUGAAGCUCUCGCUCUUUGUCGCAACUUGAAAAUGGAUGGCAUCGACCGGCGGCUGGUGGAACGCAUAUUUGAAGAGUCAGGAAGUUCCGAAACCACAGUUGGAGAAUUUUUUGACUGUUUAAAUGCAUCUCUUUCGACAACGAUAGACGAGGCCACUCGCGAGGUGCGGGUGCAGUCCACGUCUAGCGACGGCGCCGCCGACAUGGCUGACGACGAGGCCCCGGCCGGGCUGCCCAGUGAGCUCGUGCUGGAGGCGUGGGAGCGCGCCGGCGUGCAGCAGCCGCGCCGACUGCUGGUCGAGCUCGGAUUCGGUGCUGCCACCUUGCGCCCUCCCGAGCUCGAGCGCGCUCUCGACGAUGAACUCUGUGCUUUGGCUGAACCGGUCGAAGAACCUCGUGACGCUCGUUCUCUAUUAUUAGCAGCUGCUCUUGCGCUUAGUCGUCUGCGCUUAGAUCUUACAAGACGUCGUGUGAAUUUGACGACUGCCGAACGUGACAAGCUCCGAAGUGACGUCGCCGAAGCCAAUAGACACGCUCGCGUUCUAGCUCAGGAAGUCGAUGAGAGUCACGCGCGAAUCGAGGCCGAAUUAAAGGCUAGUCUGCGGAGGGCCGAGUCACGACACAUGGAGGCAGCCCGUCAAGCUGCCGCUGAGAACGCUGCAGAGCGUGAGCGUGCGGCGGCGGCCCGCACUAAGCUGGAGGCAGAGAUCACGCGGCGCGCUGAAGCUGAAGCGCGUCUACGCGCUGAAAUAGCUACAUUGCGCUCUAGCGCUGACGAAGCAGAGGCGCGAGCCGCCGCCGCCGAGGAGCGCAGCGCCGAAGGCGAGCGCGAGAGGGCGCGCCUGGCGAGCGCCCUGCGCGCGGCGCUGGAGAGCGGCGCGGCGGCGCGCGCGGCCGGUGCCGAGCCAGCCGAGCUGGCGGCGCGCCUGGCCGAGCUGCGCCGCGACAACCAGCGCCUGCGCGACCGCAACGACGAGCUGUGCGCCGCGCUGGAGGCCGGCGACCGCCGCCCGCCCGCCGGCCCCUCGGCGCGCUCAGGGGACCUCUCCGCUGAACUUGACUGUCUGCUGACCGAAGAUCGCUGCGAGGACUGUGAUUCGUCUCCUGUGAGCAUUGACCAAAGGAUUGUUGGUCAUGUGGAAGCUGUGACAAAGCUUAGAGAGAUUUUUAGCAGCAUACAGAAUCUGGCGUGUCCCGGAGAGCAGACAUGCCCAUCGUGUACAACGGUGGGCGACAGUGUGCGGCUCGUGCAGGAGCGCGUGCGAGAGCUCAGCGAGGCCGUGAUCACCGCGCAGGCGCCUCCCGCCGCCGCCGACGCCGCCGCGCAGACUGCCGACGCCGACCACGCCGACACGCUGCGGGCAGAAAUCAUACAAUCUCAACAAAAGCAUGACGAAGAAAAACAGAAACUUACGGGCCUUGUCAAGGACCUCGAAACUAGCCUCGAGCAAAUGAAGGCGGAGUACGACAAGUGCGAAGAGUACUGGAGCGGCAAGCUGGAGGAGGAGCGCGACAUGUUCGCCGAGGAGCAGCGGCUCGGGGACGAGCGGCUCGCCGAGCUCGUCGCCAAGAUCGGCGAGUACGAGCGGCAAUUCUCGGCCGCGCCCGCGCUGCCUACCAUCGACGAGCGCCACAGCCUCGAGGCGCAGUUCACCGACCUGGAGGAGGAGUUCGCGCGCUACCGCCGGGACUCGGAGCGCGAGCUGGGCGCGCGCGCCGCCGAGCUGGCGCGGGCCAGCGCGCGCGCCGCCGACCUCGAGCGGCGCCUGGACGAGCUGCGGGGCGCGGCGGGGGGCGCGGCCGGGGGCGCGGGGGCGCGCGAGCUGCGGGCGCGCACGGCGCGGGCCGAGGCGGCGGCGCGGCGCCUGCUGGCGCGUCUGGCGGCCGCCGACCUGCUCGUCAAGGACCUCUACGUGGAGAACUGUCAGCUGGCGCAUCGCCGCCCGCUCUGACGCAGUAAGUCGCCUGCUCUCGCCCACGCCGCUCACGCAGAGUGCCUUACAUUGUUAUUUUUCUCGUUAUUCCUAUGUAUAAAGGUGUGCAUAGCCACUGGUGAGUACCGGUACACGUUCCUCGGCGUACUGCGCUGUACUCGGCGCGUUCAUCUUCGUUAUAUGUGAUAUAAUGCAACCGCAUGAACAGCGAGCGGCCGGCGGUCGCUAUGGUUAUUCUACUACGAAAGCACGAAACUAAGACAUUCCCAUUGUCGAAAGUUAAUAGUACCUACUAUUGGAAUUUGUUUGCAAACAACUGAAAAUGCAACUUGUUAUAUUUCUUUCUUUUUGCGAAAAACAACCUAUGUAUGUGAGUUACUACGUGUGUUAGUCAAAUAUUCCCCUCUCGAGCCGAACCAAACCGUGUAGGCUGCUAGUGGUUUGCUCUGUAUUAUAGCGUUGCCAGGUCGCCAAACCUAAUAGCCGGACAGACCAGCCAGUUUGGCCGGAUAUUUGGUUAAAAAGCCGGACACCCUAUAUUAUUGAGGAUUUAGGUACGACAAUAUUUUUAUGUAAAAUCAGGUCUUUUUGAUUAUUAAAAUAAAAACUUUGUCUCUUUGAGUUGCACAAUAAA
Trichoplusia ni (cabbage looper) is the source of this 3456-nucleotide messenger RNA. Its product is annotated as blastoderm-specific protein 25D-like. The coding region runs from base 282 to 2840 and encodes 852 amino acids. Gene Ontology annotation, cellular component: centrosome. NCBI's taxonomy places the organism in Eukaryota, Metazoa, Arthropoda, Insecta, Lepidoptera, Noctuidae. Gene Ontology annotation, biological process: microtubule anchoring at centrosome. The record is from RefSeq and is a predicted model, not a curated record. The transcript has 3 exons.